AUGACGGGUUGCUGGUCUUUUGACCGAGUGGCUGAGGGACUCCUCUUUUCCGACCUGCGCCAGCUCUCAAGGCGCCAUCCGCAGGAUGCGAUGCUAGACGUCAAUGGGGUGCCGCUUGCGAGGGGGCGCGCGACGGAGGUUCACACAUGGCGUUCACACCACGCGUUUAGUGGCCGGUGCGGGCUCAGUGUGAAGCGGCCAACAGAGCCAUCUGACAACAGAGAAGCUGCACGUCGAAAUGGAGGUGGUGAUGUGCCAAAUCCCGAGAAGAUGUCAUCGUCCCAUGAGUGCACGUUUUCGCGGUCCCCCGAUGAUUAUCGUGCGUGGGAGGUGGACUUCCACUUGCAGUCCACAAGUGAAACCCCCCACGUGCUGCUCUCCGUGGCGCCUCAGUAUCUCCCCUUGCAAAGCAGCGUUGUGGAGAGCGGUAGAUCGUGGUGCCCACCAACGGCAGAAGAACAGGAAAUGUACGACAAACGCAUCCUUGAGACCCCACUUAUUUGGGAGGAACCCAUGACGCUUUCGGUGGAUUGCACCACGAAUGGCAUUUUUCUCUGGAGCGACGAGUGGAGAAUGUUUGGAGAAAAAAUAGCUGACAGGUGUUUCUCGCGUCGAAUUCAAAGCCAUGUCGGGGAAUAUAGUGUGGACAACACGGGUCCUCGGUCGGUGGUUAGGGAAGGACCUUAUGAGGCAUUUGUGCGACUUAGUUGGCGUAUGAUGGCAGCGGGCGAAUGUGACGCGUACUAUGGGGAGAAACGCUCCUUCAAUGAUUCGUCCUUACCUAAUACUUGCGUUGGCCCGCGUUAUGGGGAAGUGUCCGUUUUUCUUCGCACGAGUAACUUAGACCAAGAGGACGAGGUUGCGUCGGUAAUGCGGCAACGUGACGGAGGUGGAACUGUGAGGGCACGUGGUGGAGAGAGUGUGAGCAGUGGAGCACAAGUGUGGGAGCGUGCUGGGGGAUGUGCCGUGCCCGGAGAUGAUGUUCCUGAUGAAAUGUACUUUGCUCCGUAUGUGACACUCAUGGAUGCUGGUGACGAAGCGAUCCUCCUCUAG
Molecule: messenger RNA, 1053 nt
Organism: Trypanosoma conorhini
Lineage: Eukaryota; Euglenozoa; Kinetoplastea; Trypanosomatida; Trypanosomatidae
Exons: 1
Coding region: 1-1053 (350 amino acids)
Source: RefSeq, a predicted model, not a curated record